UUAAUUUCAUUUCAUUGGUUCUGAUAAAUCAUCACAUUGCUACGAUAACUAAAUCCAUUCUUAACUACUUAAUAGAUUUCGAAUUAGUUAGCGACGUUCGUCAAGGACUUGAAGUAUGUUCUGCUUCCUCGACUAGUGGCGUGAGUUGAUUAUUAUCUAAUUUAAAUAUGAAUUUCUCCAAUGUCAAUCAUUGAUUAUUGGAGAAUUUUUUUUCAUUAAAUUUCAUGGAGAAAUACGGGAAAUUUGUUUAUGUAGGCUUUCAAGAGUGUUUUUGUUUGCUUUUCUCAUUAAGUAUAUAAGCUUAGGAAAAAUACCUCAUUCGUAGUAUCAGACUGAUUCCUGUGUAAACAUGUUCUCAAAGGUAGCUGCUUUUUGCUUAGUUCUUGGUGUUGCCAACGCCAGUCUAUUGGCUCCAGUUCAUCUGAUUAACACUGGAGUGAGUGCUCGAUCUCAAGUACAAGAUAAACUUGGAAACUAUGCUUUCGGAUAUGACAUCAAGGAUGGCAAAGGAGCCACCAACUCCAGAUCUGAAGUAGGAGAUGCUCAUGGAAACAAGAAGGGAUCAUACACUCUCGCUGACAUCGAUGGACGAGCAAGAAAGGUUGAAUACGUUGCCGAUGGACAUGGAUUCAGAGCUGUUGUCAAGACCAACGAACCUGGUACCGCUCACAGUGCACCAGCCGCUGCUGUCAUCGCUAGUCCAUACGCUGCUCCUGCUGAUAUCGCCCACGCUGCACCCAUCGCUCAUGUUGCACCCGUUAUUGGACAUGGUAUUGCCGCUCCAAUGAUUGCUGCUGCUCCAGUAGCUUACGGUGGAGUUAUUGGACAUGCUGGUCUUGGACUCGGAUAUGGUGCUGGUUUGGGUUAUGGAAAUGGUCUCGGAUUAGGCAUGGGGCUCAUGGGAGUUGGAAUGAAAGGAAUGUGGUAAUUUAUAUGGUCAUAUGGUGUGGUACUUUACGUGUAUUAUGUUGCGAAAUAAAUAUUGUAAUUUCUA
Parasteatoda tepidariorum (common house spider) is the source of this 994-nucleotide messenger RNA. RefSeq names its product adult-specific rigid cuticular protein 15.7. The record is from RefSeq and is a predicted model, not a curated record. Gene Ontology annotation, cellular component: chitin-based extracellular matrix. Lineage: Eukaryota; Metazoa; Arthropoda; Arachnida; Araneae; Theridiidae. Gene Ontology annotation, molecular function: structural constituent of chitin-based larval cuticle.